GGCGAACGAGGUGACUCGCCGUCGAGAUGCACCAGGUGCCCUACGGACGUAGCGGCACCUCGAGCGAAGGCCGAAACGAUAGGAUCUUCUGGGAGCAGAAGCAGCAGCAGCAGCAGCAGCAACAGCAACAGCAACAGUCCGAGUGCACCAGGCGAGUGCUGCAACAGCAGCAGGCUAGAUCUCGCGCCCGUGCCCGCGCUCGCGUACGCGCGCGCGCCCGAACGCGCCGAUUGUCGGCGGCGGCGGCGGCGGCGACGACGACGAAGACGACGACGACGACGACUACGACAAACGGAACUGUCGAUCGGACCACGACGACAACGACUACGACGACGACGAGGACGACGACGACGACAACGACGCGACAGCGAUUACGCCGGCACGACGCCGGGCCCGACGUGGACCGCGUGUCCUCGCUGCACUGUCUGGGCCCGGUGCGCACCGUCCACGGCAGCGCCUCGCCGUCGCUACCGUCCAACUUGCUGCUCAUAGGACUGGCCCUUUGUUGUCUGGCUCUGCCGGCGGUACAGCCGCGUCUCAGCGGCCACCAUCAGACGUGUCCGGGUUGCCCGCAUCAGCAGCCGCAACAGCAUCAUCAUCAUCAUCACGUGCACCACGAGGGCCCGGCGAGGGGCGGCCUGUUCAAGGACACCACCGCGCCCAGCCCGGACGAUCUCAGGCUGGAGGCGAUCAAACAUCAGAUCCUGCAAAAACUCGGCCUGAGGGCUCGCCCGGACGUUAACAGGACGUUGGCCACCGUGCCCCGGCACCUGGCCCUGGAGACCCUUUACCGGGCGGAGGCGCAAACGCCACCGCGUUAUUCCGACCGGUCGAGGGUCGACUACGAGAGUGAGUAUUCGGGCGAGUUCCUCUACGGCGGAGACGAGUACUCGUACAGAAACCUCGAUCAGGAAACCACCACCACUGAGGGUAACGCCAGGACCACCGCCAAGUCCUAUCAGGGCUACGACGACGUUCAGGAGGAGCUGGACGAUUUUUACGCUAGGACUUCGGAGAUCAUCACCUUCGCCGAACCCGGUCACACAUUAAACGGUCAACCGUUGUUGGAAUUCCCGAUGUCGAGCGGCGAACCGGCAUUGGAACCUCUAAGAAUCAAAAGGGCCACCCUGUGGGCAAGAGUCGAGCUCAAGCAUGCCCAUCACUAUCAGCAUCAUCGUCACAGUCAGAUAAACCAAAGAAAUAUCACUCUCUGGGUAUUUAGGGUGCACUGCGGUAAUACGACGCAUCUUCGAGGCAAGGAACUCGGGCAGCACCUAGAGAUGGUGACAUCUCUCGUGGUGAACGUCGGCCAGCUCGGCUGGCAGAAAUUCGACGUGACGAAGGUCGUCAGCAGAUGGUACACGACGAACUACUCGAAAGAUAAACUGACGCUGCUCGUCGAUUGCAGCGGGUGCGGCUCGCACGUCCACGUAUCGACCUUCGACGGGCACUCGCCGCACGUGAUCGAGUCGUCCCUAAAUCCGAAAGGUGAUCACGAUCCAGACAGACCGUUUCUAGUCGUGCGUACAGAUCCAGCGGCCGCGAGACGCGUUAGGAGACGAGCGAUCGAGUGCAGUGGCGCGGUGAGGGGCCAAUGCUGCAAGCAGAGGUUCUACGUCAGCUUCUCUCAGCUUGGGUGGGACGAUUGGAUUAUCGCUCCUCAGGGAUACUACGCCAAUUACUGCAGAGGAGACUGUGCGGCUGGUCACAGGACGCCGGACACGUUUCUUAACUAUUACACUCACGUGAUCGAGGAAUACCGAAAGAUGGACCGGCUGGCCGGCAUGCAGCCGUGCUGCGCGCCCCUGAAGUUCUCGCCCAUGUCGCUCAUCUACUACGGUCCGGACUCGAAUAUUAUCAAGAGAGACCUGCCAAAAAUGGUGGUGGACGAGUGCGGUUGCCCUUAAAUAAAAAAAAAAAAAAAAACAAAAAAAACGCGACAGGGAGACGAAAGAGCACGCUCGCGAGAGAAGGCUCGUCGUGCUCUGCCUUGUAGGAAAAAGAAAGAGCAGAAGAAGCAAAAGAAGUGAGACUCGCGAAAGCGUAACCCGCGAGCCUGGACUCGGUCCGACAAACAUCGGUCUCAGAAACCGUCCGAAUUCUGCGAGACUCGUACUCGCGUUAGACACGGGAAACCGGUGGUCCGCGAGCUGAGGUUUCCCGAACACGCCCGGGGGUAGGUAGACCGGUACGCAAAGGUAGUCAAAAGAACUAGGUAAUUUCGCUAGAUUUACACGCCACACGCGUCGGCGCGAUUGCGUGACCGAGCGUGACUCGAGCGUGUGGUGAUAAAAUAAAAAUUGGCCUUUCUAUAUAUGUACACACAAAAUAUAGAACGGUCGGGUACAUAGAGUAGAUCUUACCGGUUGGUAAUUUGUAAAAAAAAGAGAAAGAAAAAAGGAGACACGGUGUCUCGGUUUCAAAGCGUCGUUUACAAUAUGCAUAUAUAUAUAUAUAUAUAUAUAUUAUAUAUAUUUAUCUAUAUCUUUCUGGUUAAUUUGUACGCGAUCGUAAAAAGCAAAGAAGAGACAUGCGAGAGAGUAUUCAAGGAGUUGGUAUUCUUACCCAAGAGCUUAGUCUUUCUUUAUUAGUUGCGUGAUAAAAAUGAGAGAAAGAGAGAAAGAAUGAGCGAGAAUGAGAGAAUAAUUAAAACGAUUGAAAGUAAAAAAUGUGACUUUUAUGGUUAUACAUAUAUAAAUAUAUAAAAUGUAUAUAUUAUAUAAAUAUAAAUAUAUAUAUAUACAUUCUCGGACGCAUACACACGACGUGAUUCAAUUGAAAUAUAGAAAUAUUCGCGUUCGGGCGCGCGCGCGCAUUAAGUAUAAAGACGAGAAAAAAACUCAAUCUCUCUAAUUGCCUUGUUUUUUGAUGAAAGUAUCGAAAGUAACGGUUUAAAAAAUAAUAAAAAUGCUAUUUAAAAGUCUAAAAAUAUACAUAUAUAUAUAUAUUAUAAAUAUAUAAUAAACACGUACGCACGCACGCAUACGCAGCCAUAUACACCGACACACCUAUACGCAUAAGUACACGUAAAAUCCAGCGUGCCGGGGUCGAGGGUUGGAAACGUGAGAAAGAGAGAGGAAGACAGGCGGGGUGUAAAGAACCCAAAGUUCAAAAGAUAAAGAAAAAUUGUUAUUAUUAAUUAGAUUAGUAAGCAGUAAGGUUGGCCCCAAGGACUUACGAUUGUAAGGGGUAUUGCGUGUGCGUGUAUAUUUCGACGAUUUUACAGGCAGACACACCAACAAUUCGAUAAUUCGCAAAAUGCAAAAAUAUAUGACAAUACUCGCUUGAUCUUGUACCGUAGCGUAAAGAAUUUUUGCAGUUUAUAUAUCUUAAUCCGAAUGAAAAAAAAAGUACUACCACCGAUAUAACGAGCCUGCUGGAAUUCGUGCGCUGAAAAUACACGUCUGAAUUGCGAGCUACGUUUCUAACGGCAAGAUCGUCAAAAGAAUUAGGAAACGAUAGGAACUGAAAAUUACGGUAGGAGAAAAAGUGAUAUAGGCAUGGAUUAAUUGGGAGAAAAACGAGACAAUAAACGAGAGACAAGAGGGAAAGGGGAGAAGAGAGAAAGAUGCCUUGAACAUGGGACGAUAAUUUUCGGGUGAUGGCACGCAUUCUUUUUUCUCGGAGCAAUCUAUCGGACGCGUUUUCGAGAUGCGUUCGCGUAAUUUAUUGUUUCGACGGGCGCGAUUAGAGAAAAAAAAGAAGCUUAAAGAAACACAAAUGAAAUUUUUUUCGUGGGAAUGUCACGUUCAACCCACGCAGCCUUACUGGGCCUUAUUAAGGUAUUGUUGUACUAUUACUAAAUUACUAUCAACAUAAAAGAUAAAGCUUAAGAUAAACAUUGCGGAGGAACAACAACGGCGAUUGUAGCGUGAAAAAACAACGGGUAUGAACAGCGCAAUAACGUAUUAUUGUAUUUACUCGAUCGGCGAUGUAAAGCAAAUUGCGAUUGGCGAAGAACGGAUGUGUGUGACUAUAACGGGUCGUGAGAGAGUGGUGAGGAAGAGAAAGAUGCGAGGGUUGCAAUCUGCCCGUGAAAGGGUUCGAAGGUAAAGAAUGGAAAAGAAAAAGGUAGAAUCAUGUUGCCGAACUGUCCAUUUCCUCGGUGCGAUUUCGACUGAUCCUUUUUUUUCCUCAAAUUGCCGGAGCAUAGGUAUGCAAUGGUAUGUAAUGGAGUGUGCACGUGCGAGAAAGGUGGAAAAAAAAAGAAACAAGUCUGUGUGCGGGUGUGUAUGCGCGUAGAGAGAGAAAAUUAUUAAUACAACUAAAUACGUUCCGCCGUUCAACUAGAAAAAAAAAAGAACUACUUGCGUCCAUGGUGCAGUUUACGGAUGACUUUAAGCAAACGUAUUUUCUAGCACUGUUAAGGAACAUUUCUUCGAAUUCUUCUACUUCUUCAUCUUCUACUAUUAUACUACUAGUACUACUAUUACUUCUUUUUUCUACUUAAUUCCUUUUGAAGGAAAAAGCUAUAAGUGCGUACAAGUCUCGAUAAAGAAAAAAAAGCCUUUAACAAGCUCAAGGAGUGCGUUUAUUACGACCAUUGUACCGA
Monomorium pharaonis (pharaoh ant) is the source of this 4552-nucleotide messenger RNA. RefSeq lists its product as uncharacterized. Bases 27 to 1907 code for a protein of 626 amino acids. Gene Ontology annotation, biological process: SMAD protein signal transduction. The transcript has 5 exons. Gene Ontology annotation, molecular function: cytokine activity; growth factor activity. Gene Ontology annotation, cellular component: extracellular region. Lineage: Eukaryota; Metazoa; Arthropoda; Insecta; Hymenoptera; Formicidae. The record is from RefSeq and is a predicted model, not a curated record.